CCUAAAUCCAUAUAUUUCCUUCUCCUCCUCUCUCUCAUUCUAAAUUCCGACUUCCGACUUCCGACCAUCUCUCCACCGUACCUCACUCUCUCACCGCCAACUACCGUCGCCGCCCUCCCUUUCAUGUCCGCUUGUCGCCGCCCUCCCUUUCAUGUCCGCUUGUCGCCGCUGUCCCAAGUAUUUGAAAUAACCCCCGCCAGUCCGCCAUCGACGUACCACUGCCCCUGUUGAGUUUCCAUUCUCAGCAGCACCAGCUUCGUUGCCUUCUGGCAACUGCAAAAGGAACCGUCGCCGCCCACCUCUCCCACUUUACUCGUUACUCUCUGCUUCGUAGUGCUAUUGGGUCCAUUCUACAUCUAAGCGUUCUUCGGUUUACUUUAGUCGACUCGCAAUGGGGAAGAAGAAGUUCUUCGACAAGAAGAAAUCCGCAACUUUCCAAUUACUUGCUCGUGACUCAUCUGAUCCAAAUUACGAUGGAACUGCCGCCACCGACCGUGUUUUUGUACGUGUUGACAACCACUCUUAUAGUCUCCCUGCCUUUGAUGAUGGUCCUGCCGAUGCUUCCGGUUCUGCCUGCUACGAUGAAGAUCCUAACUCAAUAUUUGCCGAUGCUCCUGAAGAUUAUGAUGAUGAAGAUAAUGGAGGUUUUGGGCCGUCUUUGCGGUUGCGUGAGGAAGUUGGUGGAACAGCACCGUUACCCGAAAACGUCAGAAGGGAGAUUUUGGAGCUAGGGUUCCCUGAUGAUGGUUACAAUUAUUUGCUGCACCUUCGGGAGAUUAAGAAUACGGGUGGUGGUUCGGCGUUUUAUCAGAACCCCAAGGCCAAGCUGAAUCAGGUUCCACGAGAUGAGAAGGCGUAUGAUGCCUCCAGAGUGAUUGUUUCUAAAGGGAACAUUGAUGCCGAUGGGAACAUCUACAAAGUUGCGUCCAAGACUGUUGGAGUCAGGGUUCAAAAUGUUGUUGACCCUGAAAUAGCUGCACUGCUUGAUGAUGAUGAUUUAUCGCGAUUUGGUUCUGAUGUCGAGGACUUAGAAGAGGACUUCGUAGUUCAGGCAAACUUGUGUGAAGAAGGGGAGGAUGAUACUACGGACAAUAAGUUUACUGUGGUUGAGGAUGUUGAGAGGACGGCAGGAAGCCAUUUAGUUGACAACAAAUCUUUUGGUGACAACAUUUUUGAGGACGCUGAUAUGGACCAUUUGGAAGAAGUAAGCGAGAAUAGUGACGUUGAUAAGCCACGAACUCGUCGUCUUUUGGAUGAUCAAUUUGACACUCUGUUGAACCGGGACUAUGCAUCUAGUGACAAUGAGGGCACUGAUUGUGACGAACCCUGCAUAGCUGAAGAAGACGAAUCUCUUGCCCAAAAGCUCAAUCAUGCCCUUGGCAAUCAUAGUAAGGAUGAGUUUGAACUUGAGCAAGGAUAUAAGGCUCCUGCAGAUAUAUUGAAUGGUAAAGAAGGAUUAGAAGAUUUAGAGCUUUUGCAGUCUGCCAGUGAUGUAAUUCAUCGGUGUAUGGAAUAUGCUGAGAAAUAUCAAAAUGAAGAUGAUGACAUUGAAGAUGAAUUUAUAUUUGAGGAGAGCAGUGACGAAUCUGAAGUUUGGGACUGUGAGACCAUUGUCUCUACAUGUUCUAAUCUCAAUAACCAUCCUGGGAAGAUCAUGGCUCCUGAAAUGACCAGAAGGAAGAAGUUGGCAGAAACUGUCUCUGGAGCUCUUAAUUCCAAUAAUCCUGUGAUAACUCUUCGGGGAAAAGAGAAGCUACCAGUGGACUUCCUACCUCAUGGUCGAAAAGUCGACAAAGUGAUAGAUAUUGGCAAGUUGAGAACCGAACCUCAGAAGAGGAAGUCGCACAGUCAGGAGUCCAAAGAAGAAAAGAAGGAGAGAAAGGCUGCGAUUAAAGAAGCACGUCGUGAAGCACGCCGCACGAAAAAAGAAAUGAAAGGCCUUUACAAGGGGGAAGCUCAUCGUGCUCAGAAAGUAGUUGCCUUUUCUGGUCCAGCAUCUAUUCAUCUUAUGUGAGAGGGGCUAGAAAAUUGAACAUUUUUUUUUCCCAUUCGUGGUGCUGGGAGUUUGCGGAACAAUACUUGUACAGAACAAAGUAGCCAAUGAUCCAAAUGUGUGGAGAAAGGAGAGGAAAAUAAGAAAAGGCUUAAUCUGUUCAAGGAUUUCCCUGAUAUCCACCACAUACGGAUCUGAUUCUUUAUAUGAUUAGUCUAAAGAAAAGCGUCUAUAACACAUCUUAUGAUGUGUGUUCGAACGAAAGCAUAUUUAUUAAAACUGAAGUCGUUUGCUUCAACUUGCAUACUUCUCGGACCAUGAAUUUGUAUUUUUGUUCUUCUAAUAACAUUUAAGUUGAGAUUAUGACAGUUAUUUAAA
Benincasa hispida (wax gourd) is the source of this 2371-nucleotide messenger RNA. Its product is annotated as Low temperature viability protein. Lineage: Eukaryota; Viridiplantae; Streptophyta; Magnoliopsida; Cucurbitales; Cucurbitaceae. The record is from RefSeq and is a predicted model, not a curated record. Gene Ontology annotation, biological process: ribosomal small subunit biogenesis; ribosomal small subunit export from nucleus. Gene Ontology annotation, cellular component: cytosol; nucleus; preribosome, small subunit precursor.